Trichobilharzia regenti is the source of this 6906-nucleotide messenger RNA. NCBI's taxonomy places the organism in Eukaryota, Metazoa, Platyhelminthes, Trematoda, Strigeidida, Schistosomatidae. The record is from the annotation of a GenBank genome assembly.
AUGUUUUAUACCUUUUCAUUCAAGGCAUUAAACUGUUCGGAUGGACAACUGUCAUGUGACUUAGAUUCUUCGAAUAUUUCAAGUCCUAAUGUACAUGAAUACGCAAGUUCACCCUCAACAGGGAAAAUCACUAAAGCAUCACUUCCUGACAAUACUGAGAAAGAAGGUUCUAAAAAUGCAGAUAGUGCAUGUGUUUUUCAAUCCACUAACUUGAGUCAACUUUCUCCUAAUGUUACUAGUCUUUUAAAACCAACGAAAACACGGGAAUCUGAGGAGGUGAGGAUUACCAAACUGUAUCACAUUGCUUUGCGUCUUUGUUCAUCUGAUUGUCAUGGUGAAGAUUUUAAGGCCAGACCAGUUUUAGAAAGUAUUUUGAACAGCUUUAUUAUUGAAGGCGAUAAAUUAACUCCACAAUUGACACGUGUAAAGUUUGCCAGUUGUAAAUUACUUGGAGGCAUUUAUUUCAAGUUGAAUAGACAUGCUGAAGGUAUAGAUCUACUUAGUAAGGCUUUACAAAUUGACUCGAAUGAUUUAAGCCUUUGGAUACGCUUAGCUCGUGCUGGUAUACGUUCGGGUUUUUUUGAAGUUGCUAUCAAUUCAAUAGAACAUAUCUUGACGAAACGACCGUCGCAUCCAGUUGCAUUACAUCUUGCUUUACCAUUAUAUUUUGCAGUAUCCGAAUUAGAAAUUUGUUUGGAAUUGUCAACGCGUAUGCUCCAGAUAGAUCCAUCUAGUGAAUAUGCUGUUUAUUUCAUCAAUCGGAUUCUUACAAUUCAACCAAGUUUACAUGAAAUGGUUACAGAUUUAUUCUUACAAAGGCCAGAUAUAUUGAAUCAAUUACCGGCAAGUAAAGAAGCUGAACAGGUUGAUCAAGAAAUACAAAAGAUUCGAACUAUCUAUCGUAAACAAAAGGAUGCUGAAAUGGAAUCACAAGUUAUCCCAGUGAUUAAGUUUCCAUCACCAUUGAAACACUUAAGCUGGUUACAUCUAAUUAAAGAGACAGUGACAAUGUAUGAUCAUUUACAAGCAGAAUCUACGAUUCAUUUAGUCCUUGACCUAUCGUCUUUAUGGUCUGAAGAUCUGCUCAGAGAGAUAAAAGAAUCAUCAACAAGUAAUGCAGAUGUGCAUUCCAAUUUGAAAACAGUUGAACAGUCGGGAAGUGAUAAUAAUAAUAAUACUACGACUGGUCACAUGGAAGAUCCUCAUACCACGAAAGUUCCAUCAAGUACAGAUACAACGUCUGAAUUAGUUAAUAAAGAUGAUGUAAAUGAACUUAAUAUGGAAGCGGGAACCGAUGACUUGGCUACUGGAAUAGAGAAACGUCGUUCUGCACGGGUUAGAACAUGUUUUGACUUGAGUGAUGGCUUAAAUCGUUAUUGUUCAAGACGAUCUGUAACCAUGGAAUUAGAUAAAGUUGUCUAUGAAAAGUGUAAAGCAUCUACUGGCGAAAAGUUCACAAACAGUUCACAAAAAGACGGUAACAAUCCAAAUGAUCGUUUCAAGUUAGCUGAUCAAUUUCAAACUCUUUUGCCUCAAAUAUUCAGAGAUCUGGCUGCUUACAACAGAAAACAGAAGAUUUCACAAGAAGUUCAGUUAUCUACGGAAAAUUCAAUGAAUGACAAUAAUUCAACUACUAAUGAAGUUGUGUCCGUUAACUCUGAACAAGUUACGUUGAAUCAAUCGAAUUUAUGGAGUCCAAAAUCUGUUCAUAAUUUCCUAAUCAUGUUAAAUGGUAUGAAACCGAAUAUUGUUACAUUUGGUAUAUCAUUAUUAUUGCAAACCUCCCAACUGUCUGGUUGUCGUUGGUCUUCAGAGCUUGCAACUGCCUAUAGGAAUUUAUUUCAUCGGCUGCAGCCAUCUUUUCCGUAUUUUCUAACAAUUCCACCAUCUAAUUCAUUAUUGAUGGAUACCGUUAGUCAAAUGACAAAAGAUGCUGACACUUGUCUUCUACCAGAAUGUGUAUUGGCGCUUAGAAGACCGCCUGAAAUCAAACACUUGGCAUAUUUUUACCUUAUAUAUAUUGAAAUACACUUAGAAGAAUUAGAAGCGAAUCCCAAUAGUACAACCGGAUCAAAAGGAAGAAAUUUACUCGUAACUGAAAUAUCAACCUCGUUAUUUUCUGUUUUAAAUGAAAUUCUUUCAAAAUUCGAAGAAACCUCGUCAGAUUAUCCUAUCAUUAUGAGUCAUUUACUGUGGAUAGAUUAUCUGAUGUGUUCUCGCCGUCGUGAUUAUACUGAAAUGCAAGAGUGUGUCCUCGCUCUUCAAAAACAUCUUUUAACGCAUAAAAUUGUUGUCUCCCGUGCAUACAGUGUUCGUCACGGUGAUUUAACACUAGAUUAUAUGAAUCGUUUACUGUCAAAGCUAAAAGAUGUUUCAUCGUUUGAUCGUUUAAUUCAACUAUCUCAUGAUGGUCAACAUGCUGAUGUUGUCGUAGAAUUGACGCGUAUCUUUCAACUUCAACGUGGUACAAAUUCGAAGUCCUCCUCCUCCUCCUCGUCAGCGUCUUCAUACUCAUCAUCAUCAUCCACAGCAUCAUCAUUAUCAUCGUCUGAUCAAUCUCAUUCAUUGAAACAAUUGAAUCUAUUCUACAAUUCAUUGAAACAUUUAAUCACUGAUAUGAUUACAAAAACUGGGGAUUACACUACUCCUAGAGAAGGUAACAAUACUGCUGGUGGUGGUGGAGAUGUCGUCGAUAUGGAGGUAACGCCGUCACAGUCGUCAUCAUCAUCAGGAUCAUCAUCAUUAACAGCAUCGUCAUUGUCUUCUUAUUACAACUAUUGCAUCCUUUUAAUUGAAGAGUGUUUACUCCGACUUACUGAAUCGAAUCAAGAGCAAAUGAUGACGCUGUCUGAGGCAUCAGUGAAUUCAAUUGCUUCAACUGCUAUGAAGACAAUUAAAUUUCUGAUUAAAUGUUGGAAUUUAUUGGAAGAUAAUUCCACCGAUGAAAACGACUUGAAUUCAAGACAGUUUCCAAUAAAAUCGAAUUCAUCCAAUGAUAUUUCAUCAAUUGUUAAUUUACCAUUAAAAUUAUUAACCUGUAUCGAGGAUUCUGGUGAUAAUAACAGUAAUAAUAACAAUAACAACAAUAGUGAGGGUGGUGUAAUCGCCGUUCCUGCUGCUAUUGAUCGUCGUGAUGAGGAUGCUACAAAUUCAGUAGAAUUAUCUAUCUCUGAAGCUUGUCGUACUGUCACUGUCAUCACUGACUUCUUAGUAUACAGUAUACGUACAUCUAGUAUAGUGUUAUCCAAUUGGACAAUGAAUUUUUAUCUGAAAUUAGUUUCAUUAUUAUAUGAACAUUUAAGAUGCAUUGAAGAAAGUAUUCCGUGUUCAGCUCUACCAAUUGAGCUACGUAUUUAUCAAUCUGGUGUAGAGUUAUCUGAAGAGAUUCCGCUUGAGUUGAAGUUAAACGCCUAUUGUGGAUCAGUUAGUGCACCACCCAGUAUUGUUUGCUUGCAUUUAUUUCACGAAUUUUCAAUACUCCUGUUUACUUCGUCAAUUGCAAAUAGCAACAAUAGUAAUAAUACAAUAAUACAAUUAUGUCGAGAUUCUACAGGUAUUGUCAAACUUUUAAUCCAACUAGCUAUACGCAGUUGUAAUGAACUACAAUCGAUCAGUGCUAGAUUUUAUUCACCUGAUCUAAGAUGGAUUCUUGAAACUGGUGGUAUUCGGAUAGAUGCUACUGGUGCUACAACAUCUACUACCACAUCUACCACUGAUGAUGGUAUCGUAUCCAAUGCUGGUAAUACUGCUACCACUAAUAUUAAUAAUAAUAAUGAAUGUUCAGGGAAUAAAGGUCAAACAACUACGGAUGAAUACAUGGCGCCUAUAUCACCGGAUGAUAAUACUGUCGCGUGUACUGAUGACCUGCAAAACAGUAGUCUGUGUAGUAAAUCUUGGCCUAAAGGUUCGGUGUGUUUAGCUCAAGUGUUAAGUUGUACUAUCAAGUGUCUAUUGGGUAAUUGUUUAACUCGUGAAAUAACUACCUUUUAUCAACCAACUGAGAAAUAUCUAUCGCUUGAUUUUGUUGAAUCGUAUGAAUUUAUGAAAAUCUAUAAUUGUAUUAAAACAAAAUACGGAGAUGGUUUUAUGAAUUUUAUCCCAGAAUGGAUAAAUACAGUGAAGAAUUUAUUUGAUUCAUGGGAUGUAUUUGAUCAUCAACAACAAUAUCAACUAAUGCAAACACAACAACAAACACAACACCAACAACAACAACUCCAGCAAUCGAAUUGGUGGAAUUCACCAACCUUAUCGUCAGCUGAUUGUGAUACGCAUCAAGAAGAAUGUCUAGAUUGGCAGUGUGUCAAGAUCAUAUUUCUAUUCGCCUGUCCUAGUCCUUUCCCAGAAUACGAUAGUCUUAAAACCAUGUCAAUAUCAAAUGAGAUGUUAAAGUUUCUUUGUGAUGCUGCAAAAAUUAUGCCAACUUGUGAACUUGACAAAAUGCUACCAAAAUCUAGCAUAGACACAGUGAUACAAUCGAAAGCUAAAGAAAUACACUUGCCUUCAGUUCCUAAAGGAUUAAGUUUCUUGACGAAAUCAAUGUACUACUUAAUUGCUGAUCAUUAUAUGAAGAAUAAUCAGUUCCCUCGUGCUGUGGAGUAUUAUCUACAAGAUUUAUGCGUGUCUCCACAACGUGUCGACACUUGGGCCGCGUUGGGAUUGAUCUAUUCCAGUGAUUUGGAACAAAUUCUAAAUUUGACCAAUUUAAAAACGGAAAGAAUUUCAGCUGAAGCUGUUUAUCGUUGUCUACGAUGUUUUAAUAUUGCACUACAUCUACAACCAGAUUCAGUUACUCUGUUAAUUGAACGUGGAUGCCUAGCGUAUCAGUUACAUUCAUACGCGGCUAGAAUUGUUAAAAAGUCUGAAUACAGAAGUUUUCCAGAUGUUCAUUUAAAUUUAUGCCGUAAAUGGCGUCAUCGUAUGCUACAACUGGCGCGUGCUUCAUAUGAAAAUGCUUUAAAUCUAUGCAGUUCAGCUAAGCAUCAAAGAGGUGUUGAAACAGUGAAAGUAGGAAAGUCAACGUUGACGACAUCAUCAUCAUCGUCAUCGGCAGUCGAACAACAGGACAACAAUAAAUUGAAUCGUUUAGCAGAAAAUGAUCUAAUCGACAGUAAUAAUAAUAAUAAUAAUAAUAAUAAUAAAAACAAUAAUAAAGCUGAUAAUAAAACAGCUCAGAGUAAAGAAGAAGAAUGGUUAUGUCAUUAUAUGCUGGCUAAAUGUGCUGAAAAAGAUGCCUAUUUAAUUAAACAAUCUGAAGAUGUUUAUCCAUCCUCACGUCUUAUGCAUGUUCUACGCCUGUAUCAUGAUGCAUUGAAAGCUUUAGACUCAGCUGGAGCGAAAUAUCCUAAAAAGAUUAUUUUUUAUAAUAAAAUACCUUUUCGAGCUGUUGAAGCCAUUGAAGUUUAUUAUCGAAUUCAUGCUUUAUCGCUAAAAACUUUGUUGAAAUGUGGAUCUCCUGUUACAUCGACACAAUCGAAUCAUUCUGCUUAUCCAAUUAAUUUGGUAGAACUUGAUCAAUUUCUCGCUAUGAUUGAUACAUCUGAAUUUGUUACCAGUGCAAAGAAACCAUGUCGAAGAAAUCGUAAACGAACCGCUAACAUGGCAGGUUUAUCUAAUAAAACAAAUCAAUCACAAAAAAUAGCCAAUCAAAUUGGACCUUGUGAAGGUCAAAGCAGUAAACCAAUGCAGCAGAAUGAAUCGGCUACAAUGUCAAGAAUAAAUGAUCAAUUAGUUGACGUCACAGCAUCCAAAUCAGGUCAAUCGUCUGAUAUACCCUUAAUCUCAGCUACUAUUCCCUCACAAGAGGAAUUUGUUGAUCUUACAUCACCUGACCAGCCUUUACAAGAAGAUGAAGAAAUGGUUAAUGUACCGUCGUCUGUUGAAUCGUCGAUUGAUAAACUAACUCUAUGGGAAAAAUGUGUUGAUCGAUGUCGGUGUGCUUUAGAGCUGGUGUUGCAACGAUUACCUUUGCAUUAUAAGGCAAUGUAUCGAUUGGCUUCAAUGUAUCUGUAUGCUCCGCACUUAACGAAUCCGAAUAAAGCACUGGACAUUCUAUUAGGUCCAGCAGAAGUAUCGUCUAAACCAUCUUCUACUGCAAAUAAUAAUAGUAAUAAUAAUACUACAAAUGCUAGUUCUUCUACGCAAACGAAUAUUGGAGGUCUUUUUAAAGACAGAAAACAGAAUAAUUUCUUUUAUGGUGUUUGGCGUAUACCAACAGCUGAUAUCGAUCGUAGUGGGGAUUGGAGACGACUAGUGCAUAUAUUUCAUCAGUUGAGAAAGCAACCACCAGAAGAAAAGCGAGGAUUUCUUGGUGAAGGUGAUCGUGUCUACCUGGCUAGACGAGCGUUUAGUCUUAUCCAACCGACACUAUUUAAUUGGUUAACUCAAUUAUCCUUAAGUUUAGCGCAUAGUCUUAGCCAACAAAUUUCAAAGGAUAAAUCAUUAGUCUUUAAUUCAGAUAUAUCAUCUUUAACAGCCAGUGAAUUUAUAACUACGGAAACGUUGACUCAGAUUUAUCGACUUCACUGUGUUUCGUAUGCACGUAAUUCGUCGACAUCAUCAUCAUCCUCAUCAUCACCGUCUGGUCAGCUGAAUUCUUCUUUGAAUAGUUUUAAUUCAAGUCUUUGCUCACCUACCAGUUCCACUACUACUACGACGACGACAACUGCUACUACUCCUUCUUCUACUCAUGCUUCCGCUUCUUCUUCUUCUAAUGUACCCGACGUGGCUACUGUCGCGGCAGCUGAAACCUCUGGAUAUGCAUCAGUUCUACAGUUAGCCUAUCGAUUAUGUCCAAAAGUUUGGGAUUCUCGUGGACCUUUAGUUCCACUGGAUUGGAUUUUGAAAAGGUGUAACGAAAUAAGUGUGACGAAAUCUCAGCGAGAGGAAUACCAGAGAGUUCAGAUGUAA